Messenger RNA from Penicillium diatomitis, 2328 nucleotides. RefSeq names its product M28 family metallopeptidase. NCBI's taxonomy places the organism in Eukaryota, Fungi, Ascomycota, Eurotiomycetes, Eurotiales, Aspergillaceae. Gene Ontology annotation, molecular function: carboxypeptidase activity. The transcript is spliced from 3 exons. The record is from RefSeq and is a predicted model, not a curated record. Bases 1 to 2328 code for a protein of 775 amino acids.
AUGCGGGAGAAAGGAGAGAUGCCAUUCACAGAGACUUCACCUCUACUCGAGGUUCAUGUCGCACCGCGGCGUCCUCGAUAUCCACAUCAUGCAGUGCGCCGAACCUGCACAUUCAUGCUCGGCGCCUUGCUGGUGGUUGUCGUCAUACUCUUCUCCAUUCCAUCCGCUAUCCUUCCCCGCGACCACGGCUCCAUCUGGUCCUAUUUGCCGGGUGCCAACCCAUUCCCCCAUAGUUCAUGGCCUCAGGGCAAUGGCUUGCCAUUUGAUCAGCUUCAGCAGAUUCUCCUGAAUACUCCCUCUGCAGCGAAGACCCGGGAGUGGAGCGAGUAUUAUACUGAUGGGCCACACUUGGCUGGGAAGAACCUGAGCCAGGCGCUGUGGACGAUGCAGAAGUGGAAGGAGUUUGGCAUUGAAGAUACCAGCCUCGCAUCUUAUGAUAUUUAUCUAAACUAUCCAUUGAGCCAUCGGCUAGCUCUUUUGAAAAAGUCUAAGCACGACACGCAGAUCACUUUUGAAGCGACAUUGGAAGAAGAUGUCCUUGAAGAAGAUCCUACUUCUGGUCUGCCCGAUCGAGUGCCUGUCUUUCACGGCUACUCUGCCAGCGGCAAUGUCACUGCUCAAUUUGUGUUCGCCAACUUCGGCACGUACUGGGAUUUCGAGGACUUGGUGAAUGCCAAUGUGACCUUGGAAGGUAAGAUUGCUAUUGUCAAGUAUGGUCGGAAUUUCCGGGGCUUGAAGGUCAAGCGGGCUCAGGAACUGGGCAUGGUGGGCGUUUUGAUCUAUGAUGAUCCACAAGAGGAUGGCGAAAUCACCGAGGAGAAUGGCUACGAGGCCUACCCUAAUGGUCCAGCUCGCAACCCGAGUGCUAUCCAGAGAGGCAGCACGCAAUUUUUGAGCAUUGCUCCCGGUGAUCCAACCACGCCAGGGUAUCCAUCGAAGCCCGGCUGCGAGCGUCAGGAUCCUCACGAUUUCAUCCCCUCUAUUCCGUCGCUUCCGAUCUCCUACAGUGAAGUCAUUCCCUUCUUGAAGGCACUGAAUGGUCACGGGCCCCGGGCUUCUGAUUUCAAUGAGUACUGGCAAGGUGGCGCCCUUGGUCACAAGGGUGUCAAGUAUAACAUUGGACCCUCGCCGGAAGAUGUCGUCAUCAACCUUGACAACCAGCAGCAGUAUGUCACCACGCCCUUGUGGAACGUCAUUGGAGUCCUGAAAGGUACUAUUCCGGACGAAGUCAUCAUUCUUGGAAAUCACCGCGAUGCCUGGAUCGCCGGUGGAGCCGGAGAUCCCAACAGCGGCUCUGCGGCUAUGAACGAGGUCAUUCGUAGCUUCGGUGAGGCUCUGAAAGCCGGAUGGAAGCCGUUGCGCACCAUUGUUUUCGCCAGCUGGGAUGGCGAAGAGUACGGUCUCCUGGGUUCGACAGAGUGGGUCGAGGAGAAUUUGCCGUGGCUCUCCAAGGCUAAUGUCGCGUAUCUCAACGUCGAUGUUGCUGCUUCUGGCACCAACUUUGGUCCUGCUGCUGCGCCUUUGUUGAACCAGGUCUUGUACGAUGUUGCCAGCCUUGUGCCGCAUCCCAAUCAGACUGUCCCUGGACAAACAGUCCGUGAUGUGUGGGAUGGACAAAUUCAUACCAUGGGUAGUGGCAGUGACUUUACGGCUUUUCAAGAUUUUGCUGGCAUUCCAUGUCUUAACUUUGGAUACGAUCGUGGCAAGAAUGACCCGGUCUACCACUAUCACUCGAACUAUGACAGCUUCGCGUGGAUGGAGAAAUAUGGUGACCCUAACUGGUCUUACCACCUCACGACGACCAAGCUCUGGGCGCUAGCAGCUGCUCAGCUGGUGGAAACACCAGUCAUUUCCUUCAGCGCUGGAGACUAUGCCGAUGGACUCGACGCGUACCUGGGGAAGAUCAAGCCUGCGGCAGAGAAGCUGCCCAAGAAUGUUCAGUUCGACUUUGAGCAUCUCGAUCGGGAGAUCUCCAAUUUCCAGGCAGCUGCAAGUGCAUUUGAUGCGUACGCUGCGAAGCUGGCUGCGGAGUUGGAAGAAGAAUUACCCUGGUACCAAUGGUGGAAGAAGGUGCGGCUGUAUUUCCUGAUCCGUGGCGCCAACGAUAAGUAUAAGAACAUCGAGCGAGCCUUCUUGUACGAGCCUGGUCUGGACGGACGCAGUUGGUUCAAGCACGUGGUCUUUGCUCCCGGUGUUUGGACCGGUUAUUCAGGAGCCACCUACCCUGGCUUGGUGGAGAGCUUUGAUGCCGGCGACAUUGAGAACGCCAAGAAAUGGAGUCGAAUCAUCCAAGAACGGAUUGGUGCAGCCACCAAGUUGCUGUCAUAG